This is a messenger RNA of Gopherus flavomarginatus (Mexican gopher tortoise), 978 nucleotides long. RefSeq lists its product as uncharacterized. The transcript is spliced from 2 exons. The coding region runs from base 100 to 846 and encodes 248 amino acids. NCBI's taxonomy places the organism in Eukaryota, Metazoa, Chordata, Testudines, Testudinidae. The record is from RefSeq and is a predicted model, not a curated record.
CCCCCGCCCUCUCCUUCCGCCCCAGCCCCGGUGCGAUGCCAGGCCUGGCUGGGCCGGGGAAAGGGGUUGUUUCCCAAGUGCAGCAUUCUGGGAAGCACGAUGCUUUCAUCCCAGCCCCGCUCCGCUCCGGUCGCAGCUGCAAAAGCACAAAUAAAGAAGCAGCUGGACUGGGCCAGCCAGGAUUUGGGAGCAGCCGCCGGCACUGCCGGGAAAGGCUCAGCCCCCACCCGGCCCCGGUGCUGGCUGGCCCACUUCCUCCAGUGGGCGCAACCUGCAGGGGCAGACAGCAUGGUCCAGAGAGAUCCUGGUUCCUGCAGCAUCUCUCAUGCCGCGAGCGCCAAGUCCCCAGAGCGUUGGAGUGGCGGAGGGGGAGAUUCCCCCCAUUCUAGAGACUGGAUCACAUCUGGACCGUGUGUGUGUGAUGAACCCAGGAGUCCUAGCUCUCCGCCCCUCUGCUACUGCACUAACCAUGAGCCUACACCCCCUUCCCAGCUGGGAGGAGAACUCAGGCCACUGCAGCCCCUAUCUCUGCUGGACCUUGUGCUGGGGGCCCCCGCCAAGCUGCUGCCAGGACGCUGGUGUCCUUUGCCCUGGGUGCACCUGAUCUCCGUGACCCGCAUUCCUGUUAAUCUCCGGCCAGCCUGGUGCUUGCAGCAAAGCCGGCUCCACGUUCCAAGGCUGGUACGCUGGCUCUUGGGGCAGUCUAGGGCAGGGGGGGACAACCUAUGGCACGUGUGCCAAAGGUGGCACGUGAGCUGGUUUUCAGUGGCACUUGCGCUGCCCAGGUCCUGGCCACCGGUCCGGGAGGCUCUGCAUUUAAAUUUAAUUUUAAAUGAAGCUUCUUAAGUGUUUUAAAAACCUUGUUUACUUUACAUACAACAAUAGUUUAGUUAUAUAUUAUAGACUUAUAGAAAGAGACCUUCUAAAAACGUUAAAAUGUAUCACGUGAUACCUUAAAUUAGAGUGAAUAAAUGAAUA